CGGCUCCGCUCCCCCGUGGUCUAUCCACCAGAGACGUGUUCGGGAUGCUCGUCUGACAUCAUGACCGCUGUCGAGUGCGGUGGCUACGGUUCCAGCUCCCCUUGGGCGGCGAGCCUCUGCGGGGCUGCCGACUUAGAAGCAUGGGGAAGGAAACUCUAUCCUGGUUCGCGGAUGUUCCUGCAGGACACCUUACAUCAGCCGAGGGGACCAGUAUCAGCUCUAAAGGAAGAACCUUUACCUCCGAGAACAUGGCCAGUCGACAAUUCAAGUGUUGGCGUUGGCCGGGCUCAUUUCGAAAAACAGCCUCCUAGUAAUCUAAGGAAAUCGAACUUCUUCCACUUCGUAAUCGCCCUUUAUGACCGGGCGGGCCAACCGAUCGAAAUCGAAAGGACGGCCUUCAUCGGCUUUAUCGAAAAAGAUCAGGAGAACGAAACUCAAAAAACGAACAACGGUAUCCAGUACAGGUUACAGCUCCUUUACGCCAACGGUAUCCGGCAGGAGCAGGAUAUAUUCGUGAGGUUAAUCGACUCCGUCACGAAACAGGCGAUUAUCUAUGAAGGGCAGGAUAAAAACCCGGAAAUGUGCAGGGUUCUGCUCACACACGAAGUCAUGUGCAGCCGAUGUUGUGAUAAAAAAAGCUGCGGCAACAGGAACGAGACACCCUCUGACCCGGUGAUUAUAGAUAGGUUUUUCCUUAAAUUUUUUCUCAAGUGCAAUCAAAAUUGCUUGAAAAACGCUGGGAACCCGCGAGACAUGAGAAGGUUUCAGGUUGUUAUAUCGACGUUGGUGAACGUCGAAGGACCCCUGCUCGCCGUCUCCGACAACAUGUUCGUCCAUAACAACUCCAAGCACGGACGGAGGGCAAAAAGAAUUGACCCCUCCGAUGGUGAGUCAAGUCUAUACCCACCACUGCCUGUCGCUACACCAUGUAUAAAAGCAAUAUCGCCGAGCGAGGGCUGGACAAACGGAGGCUCGACGGUCAUUAUAAUCGGAGACAAUUUCUUCGACGGUCUCCAAGUCGUGUUCGGCACAAUGCUCGUGUGGAGCGAGCUGAUAACAUCUCACGCCAUCAGAGUUCAAACGCCCCCGAGGCACAUACCGGGCGUCGUUGAGGUCACGCUGUCCUACAAAAGUAAACAGUUUUGCAAAGGGGCUCCAGGACGAUUUGUUUAUGUUUCUUUGAACGAGCCGACGAUCGAUUACGGGUUUCAGAGGUUACAGAAGCUCAUACCCAGGCAUCCAGGCGACCCGGAAAAACUGCCCAAGGAAAUCAUACUGAAAAGGGCUGCAGAUCUGGCGGAGGCGUUGUACUCGAUGCCCAGGAACAACCAGCUGGGCGCGCCUCGUACACCGCCCCCGAACAACAACUCUUCGUUCAACUCGUACUCCGGUCAGCUUGCUGUGACGGUGCACGAGAACAACGGUCAGUGGACCGAAGAAGAGUACGGAAGGGGUCAGGCCGGUAGUGUCUCCCCUCGUGGAUAUGGCUCUAGCACGUCCACGCCCCAUUCUAGCAACGGGGGCUACAACAGCGCACCGUCGGCCGGGGGCAGCUAUCCCCCGGCCACGCAGCCUUCCAACACCCCGGCGGCGAUAUUCAACUCCACAUCCAGUGAGUCACCCAUAACACAUUUAACGACAUCCGGAUAUAUAUAAUCGGGAGUUGGAGGCAUGGUCUCGUCACCCUUUGCGACUAUGAACCACUUCGCCCUGCCGACGUGCAAUUCGCAGAGCUACAGCCCGAUCGUCGGGCCGACUUCCAAGUGAAUUAUACCCUCUGUAUACGGAUCAAAAAUAAUUGUAUAUGGUGUAUAAAAUUUGAAAAUCGAAUUUAAUUGUACAGUGUAAACAACUCAUAGUUGUAAAAUUUCAAUCUAUGUAUAGUUAUUACAUUUCUAGUCAUCCUUUCAUACCUCACUAUGAAAUAAAAAAUUAAACCUUCAAACAAACAAAGAAAUACACAAGAGAAGAAAGAAAAAUAUAAAAGUAUAAGGAAAGGAAAUAGCUUAACAACGAAACCAAUAUGUAGAAGGAACCCUUUAUAAGUUUCUAUUUAUAAUUUUUAUAUUUAAAAAAAUAGUAUAUUAUAGGAAAUAUUAACAGAGUGAAUGUAUUGAAUUUUAUAUUCAAUUUUUUAAGUGUUUUUAUUUUUUGUUUUUAACUAUAAAGUGCCAUCGAACGUUACCUUUUAAUUAGUUGGAUUUUCUUUUUCAUAUUUUGUCUGUAUUUUAUUCUGUCGAUUUGUAUAAAUUGUUAAAUUUUGUUACAGUUUUGUACAUAUACGAGGCACAUGCAAUAUCAGAUUGAAAAAUGUCCAUACGAAUUGUAAAUAUCAAAAUUAUACAUAUCUUAUAUCAGACUGGGCCUGGGAUAACGGCCUGUUGGUGUACAUUACAGUAAUGUAUAUAAGUUUCGUUGUUAGUUUACUGUACUUGUGCAAAAGAAUAAUAAAAAUUUCUUUUUUUA
Messenger RNA from Cimex lectularius (bed bug), 2466 nucleotides. It is a transcript of the gene kn, whose product is annotated as transcription factor collier. Lineage: Eukaryota; Metazoa; Arthropoda; Insecta; Hemiptera; Cimicidae. Gene Ontology annotation, biological process: regulation of transcription by RNA polymerase II. The transcript is spliced from 14 exons. The record is from RefSeq and is a predicted model, not a curated record. Bases 61 to 1656 code for a protein of 531 amino acids. Gene Ontology annotation, molecular function: DNA-binding transcription factor activity, RNA polymerase II-specific; RNA polymerase II cis-regulatory region sequence-specific DNA binding.